This is a messenger RNA of Lepisosteus oculatus (spotted gar), 9315 nucleotides long. Lineage: Eukaryota; Metazoa; Chordata; Actinopteri; Semionotiformes; Lepisosteidae. The record is from RefSeq and is a predicted model, not a curated record.
CAACCUUGCCGAUCUGAAGUUUAAAGAGAGCGAGGACGAAGGAGGAAGAACGGUGGCGGUUGGGAUGUUCAGCAGAGAAGGGGAGUAUGUGCCUUUCUCGGAGCCCUGUGUGUGUGAAGGCCAGGCAGAGCGCUGGUUGAGUCACUUAGAGGAGACUAUGCGCUGCACAGUCCAGCAGGAGAUCAUGGAGGCUGUGGCUGCCUAUGAAGACAAGCCUCGGGAUCAGUGGCUCUUUGACUACCCUGCCCAGGUUGCCCUUACUGGCAGCCAGAUCUGGUGGGCAACCGAUGUGGGAAUAGCCUUUGAUCGUGUCGAAGAAGGGUUUGAGACGGCCUUGAAAGACUACAAUCGGAAACAGAUUGCUCAGUUGAAUGCUCUUAUCAACAUGUUGCUCGGAGACCUCACCCCUGGCGAUCGUCAGAAGAUCAUGACAAUAUGCACAAUUGAUGUACAUGCUAGAGACGUUGUAGCCAAGCUCAUAGCACAGAAGGUGACUAAUGGACAGGCGUUCGCCUGGCUGUCCCAACUACGACACCGCUGGGAUGAGGACCCAAGGCAUUGUUACGUAAAUAUUUGUGAUGCUCAAUUUCAAUACUCUUAUGAGUACCUGGGAAACACCCUGAGGCUUGUCAUUACUCCUCUAACAGACAGGUGCUACAUUACCCUGACUCAGUCACUCCACCUGACUAUGAGUGGAGCUCCCUCGGGCCCUGCUGGUACUGGCAAGACUGAGACCACCAAGGACCUGGGCCGGUCUCUGGGCAUCAUGGUCUACGUUUUCAACUGCUCUGAGCAGAUGGACUACAAGUCAAUUGGAAACAUCUAUAAAGGCCUGGCCCAGACGGGAGUGUGGGGGUGUUUUGAUGAGUUUAAUCGAAUAUCUGUGGAAGUCCUGUCUGUUGUUGCUGUACAAGUAAAGACCAUCCAAGAUGCCAUUCGAAACAAGAGACAAAGGUUUCAUUUCCUUGGGGAAGAAAUAGAAUUAAAACCCACGGUUGGGAUAUUUAUAACACUCAAUCCUGGAUAUGCUGGAAGAACUGAGCUACCGGAGAAUCUCAAAGCACUAUUCAGGCCUUGUGCAAUGGUGAUUCCAGACUUUGAGCUCAUCUGUGAAAUAAUGUUAGUUGCUGAAGGUUUCAUUGAUGCUCGCUUGCUAGCCCGGAAGUUCAUCAGCCUGUACACACUCUGUCGAGAGCUCCUGUCUAAGCAGGAUCAUUAUGACUGGGGCUUGAGGGCUGUAAAGUCAGUGUUAGUAGUGGCUGGUUCCCUGAAGAGGGAAGACAGAAGCAGGCCUGAAGAUCAGGUUCUGAUGCGUGCCCUGCGGGAUUUCAACCUGCCCAAAAUAGUCACGAACGACGUGCCCAUCUUCCUGGGCCUAAUAAGUGACCUGUUUCCUCUGCUGAAUGUGCCCCGAAAGAGAGACCUGGCUCUGGAACAGAUGGUGCGCCAGUCCAUUGCUGAGCUCCACCUGCAGCCAGAGGAAAACUUCACCCUGAAGGUGACACAGCUGGAAGAGCUGUUGCAAGUGAGGCAUUCAGUCUUUGUUGUGGGAGGUGCAGGAACUGGCAAAAGUCAGAUUCUAAAGACUCUCCACAAGACGUAUGCCAACAUCAAAAUAAAACCAGUCUGGAACGACAUCAACCCGAAAGCUGUGACAACAGACGAGCUGUUUGGUUUUCUCCAUCCUUCCACCAGGGAGUGGAAAGAUGGUUUGUUUUCUUCAACAAUGAGAGAACUGUCCCGUAUCUCUCAUGAUGGACCCAAGUGGAUCGUGUUGGACGGAGACAUUGACCCCAUGUGGAUAGAGUCUCUAAACACUGUGAUGGAUGAUAACAAGGUCCUUACUCUGGCUAGCAAUGAGAGGAUAUCCCUGACGUCCUCUAUGAGAUUAGUAUUUGAAAUCAGCCACUUGAGGGCAGCCACCCCAGCCACUGUCUCCAGAGCAGGCAUCCUGUAUGUCAACCCUCAGGACCUGGGUUGGAGCUCGUAUGUAACUAGCUGGAUUGAUACUCGACAGGCUCAAUCAGAAAGAGCUAAUCUGACUAUAUUGUUUGACAAGUACGUUCCUUACUGCUUGGAGCAAGUGAGAUGUAAUCUGAAAACAAUUACACCAAUUCCUGAAAACAGUAUGGUGCAGACACUGUGCUCUCUGCUGGACUGUCUGCUGACCCCUGAGAACACUCCUCCAGAUUCACCACGGGAGGUCUAUGAAAUUUACUUUGUCUUUGCCUGCGUCUGGGCUUUCGGUGGUGCUCUCUUCCAGGACCACCUUCUCGAUUAUCGUUCAGAAUUCAGCCGCUGGUGGACAAAAGAGAUGAGAGCAGUAAAGUUUCCCUCUCAAGGCACUGUGUUUGAUUACUUCAUUGACCCCCAUACCAAGAAAUUUGCACCCUGGGCUGACAAGAUCCCUCCAUUUGAACUUGAGCCUGAUGUUUCUCUACAGACGGUUCUGGUGCACUCGGCAGAAACCAUUUGCCUGACGUAUUUUGUGGAUUUACUAGUGAAGAAAGGCAAACCAGUCAUGUUAGUCGGGAACGCGGGAGUGGGGAAAACGAUCUUGGUUUCAGAUAAGGUUUCCAAGCUGUGCGAAGAUUAUAUGGUGGCCAAAGUUCCCUUCAAUUACUACACCACCUCAGCUAUGCUGCAGCGUGUUCUUGAAAAACCACUUGAGAAAAAAGCUGGAAGAAAUUUUGCUCCGCCAGGCACCAAGAGGCUAAUUUAUUUCAUUGAUGAUCUAAACAUGCCAGAGGUAGACAUCUAUGGCACUGUCCAACCACACACUCUCAUUAGACAGCAUUUAGACUACAGCCACUGGUAUGACAGGCAAAAGUUAGUUCUGAAAGAAAUACACAAUUGCCAGUAUAUCACCUGCAUGAAUCCUGCAGCCGGGAGCUUUUCAGUGAAUCCAAGACUCCAGAGACAUUUCUCCGUGUUUGCUGUGCAUUUCCCUGGGACUGAUGCCUUGGUCACCAUCUACAGCAGUAUCCUGAGCACCCACUUCCAGCAAGGGGGCUUCAGUUAUGGAGUCACUAAAUCCGUCAGUACUCUGAUCCAGGCCGCCAUCUGCCUGCAUCAGAAAAUGACCCAGAACUUCCUGCCCACGGCCAUUCGGUUUCAUUACAUCUUUAAUUUGAGGGAUUUGUCCAACAUUUUUCAGGGAAUCCUGUUUGCUUCCCCAGAAUGUGUCAGAUACCCAACUGAUUUAGUGAACUUAUGGCUUCAUGAAUCAUCUAGGGUUUAUUCUGACAAACUAAUGGAGGAAAAAGAUGUCGAGCUUUUCAACAAAAUUCUGAUCGACACAGGGAAAAGAUACUUUGAGGGAGUUGACGAACACAUGUUUAUCCACCAGCAUCUUAUCUACUGUCACUUUGCCCAGGGAGUCGGGGAGCCUCGAUAUUUCCCUGUUUCUGACUGGGAGAAACUGCAUAAGACUUUGACUGAGGCUCUGGAGCAUUACAAUGAGCUACACGCUGUCAUGAACCUUGUUCUGUUUGAAGAAGCAAUACAGCACAUAUGCCGAAUCAGCCGGAUUCUGGAGGCGCCGCAUGGGAAUGCCCUUUUGAUAGGGGUUGGUGGAAGUGGAAAGCAAAGCUUGUGCCGUCUGGCAGCGUUUCUUAGUGUGUUGGAAGUAUUUCAAAUCACUCUUCGCAAAGGCUACGGGAUCCACGAUUUAAGGAGUGACAUUGCUGCCCUAUAUAUGAAGGUUGGGGUGAAAAACAUCGGGACUGUCUUCCUUCAUACAGAUGCUCAGAUACCAGAUGAGCGCUUUCUAGUACUAAUUAAUGACAUGCUGGCAUCAGGGGAUAUUCCAGACCUGUUCAGCGAGGAGGAGGUGGACACUGUCAUCUCCUCCAUUCGGAUGGAGCUGAGAGGAUUGGGGCUGCUGGACACCAGAGAGAACUGCUGGCAAUUCUUCAUCGACAGGAUUCGCAGGCAGCUGAAGGUUGUCCUGUGUUUCUCUCCCGUCGGCUUCACUCUGAGAACCAGAGCAAGGAAGUUUCCAGCUCUGGUGAACUGCACCGCCAUCGACUGGUUUCACGCUUGGCCUCAAGCAGCCCUGCAGUCUGUCAGCAGCACUUUCAUCGAGAAGAUAGACGGACUGGAUCCUGAAGUCAAAGUUUCCAUAAGUGAGUUCAUCUCUUAUGCCCACACCAGUGUAAAUGAAGUGAGUGUCAAAUACCAGCAGAAUGAGAAACAUUAUAAUUACACCACACCCAAGAGCUUCCUGGAGUUUAUGAAACUCUAUGGCAAUCUACUCGAUAAGAAGAGGAAAGAGUUAACCCAGAAGAUGGAGAGACUUGAAAAUGGACUUCAAAAACUGCAGACAACAGCUUCCCAGGUGGAGGAUUUGAAGGCGAAGCUGGCGACUCAGGAAGUGGAACUUCACCAGAGGAACAGGGACACCGAGGCUCUCAUUGCUAAAAUAGGCCAGCAGACCGAAAAGCUGAAUCAAGAGAAAGCUGUUGCUGACGCUGAAGAACAGAGGGUUGCGGCCAUCCAAGCAGAAGUUACUAAGCAGCAGCAGGAGUCAGAAGAUGACCUGGCCAAAGCAGAGCCUGCCCUUAAUGCUGCCAAUGCAGCUCUUAAUACCUUAAACAGGUUAAACCUGACUGAGCUGAGGACAUUUCCUACUCCACCUGCUGUUGUUACCAAUGUGGCAGCGGCUGUUCUGGUGCUCCUGGCCCCUCACGGCCGAAUCCCAAAGGAUCGAAGUUGGAAGGCAGCUAAAAUGUAUAUGAGCAAGGUGGAUGAUUUCUUGCAAGCGCUGAUGAAUUUUGACAAGGAGCACAUCCCUGAAGCCACUGUCAGAGCAGUGAAGGAUGAGUACCUCAGCGAUCCUGAGUUUAACCCUGAGUUUGUUCGCUUAAAAUCGUCAGCAGCAGCUGGGCUCUGCGCAUGGGUUAUUAACAUUAUCCGCUUCCAUGAGAUGUAUGUGUUUUGCGAAGUGGAACUGAAGCGCAAAGCCCUUUCCCAGGCCAAUACCGACCUGGCUGAGGCUGCCGAGAAACUGGAGGUCAUUCGGAAGAAGCUCGCCGAACUAGACAUGAACCUGGCCACCUUAACAGCGGCCUUUGAAAAGGCGACAGCUGAGAAACUGCGCUGUCAAGAUGAAGUGAAUAGAACUAACAAGACCAUCGAGCUGGCCAACAGAUUAGUGAAAGGUCUGGAGUCAGAGAAUGUGCGCUGGGCUCAUUCAGUGGCUCAGUACCAUGAGCAGGAAAAGACGUUGUGCGGGGAUUUGCUCUUGACCGCUGCCUUCAUCUCCUACGCUGGCUCCUUCUCCAAACGAUACCGCCACGAGCUGGUGGAGAACUUGUGGAUGCCGUAUUUGAGGUGCCAGAAGGUGCCUGUUCCGAUGACCGAAGGGCUCGAUCCAGUUAGCAUGCUCACAGACGACGCCACCGUUGCGCGGUGGAACAACGAGGGGCUGCCGAGUGACAAAAUGUCCACCCAGAAUGCCACCAUUCUCGCAAACUGCGAGCGCUGGCCUCUCCUGAUUGACCCUCAGCUGCAAGGCGUCAAGUGGAUAAAAAACCACUGUGGCCGUGAUCUCAAAGUCAUCAGCCUGGGUCAGAAAGGGUAUGUCGACAUCAUUGAGCAAGCUGUUGUCGAUGGGGAUCCUGUUUUAAUAGAAAAUUUAGAAGAAACUAUUGAUCCAGUCAUAGAUCCACUUUUAGGGAGGCAUACCAUUAAAAAAGGAAGGUAUAUAAAGGUUGGAGAUAAGGAAUGCAGAUUCCAUCCUGGGUUUCGUCUGAUACUGCACACUAAACUGGCUAACCCUCACUACAAGCCUGAAAUACAGGCUCAGACCACCCUAAUAAACUUCACGGUAACCAGGGAUGGACUGGAGGACCAGCUGUUAGCUGAGGUGGUCAACUUGGAGAGGCCUGAUCUGGAACACUUAAAGUCUGAUUUGACCAAACAGCAGAAUUACUUUAAAAUUGAACUGAAGCUGCUGGAAGAUGAGCUGCUGACCCGGCUGUCUGCCGCAGAGAGUAACUUCCUUGGGGAUAACCUGCUAGUGGAGAAGCUGGAAACAACCAAGCACACAGCUGCCGAAAUCGAGAUGAAGGUUCUGGAAGCGAAAGUUAAUGAAGUAAAAAUUAAUGAAGCUCGUGAACACUAUCGUCCUGUGGCAGUAAGAGCCUCUCUGCUCUACUUCAUAAUGAAUGAUCUCAAUAAAAUAAAUCCAAUGUACCAGUUCUCACUUAAGGCAUUUAAUGUUGUGUUUCACAAGGCUGUGCAUCAAGCAGAACCUUCUGAUGAUGUCAGGAGGAGGGUAAAUACCCUCAUUGACUGCAUUACCUUCUCCAGCUUCAAUUACAUUAGUCGAGGCUUGUUUGAAAGAGACAAACUUACUUUUACAGCCCAGCUGGCCUUUCAGCUUUUAUUAAUGAGUAAAGAAAUGAGUGUCCGAGAACUGGAUUUCCUGCUCAGGUUCAACAUCGACCAUAACUAUAUCAGUCCUGUAGACUUUCUGUCAAACUCGGCGUGGAGUGCCAUCAAGACAAUGAGUUUCACAGACGAAUUUCGAGGACUGGAUAGGGAUAUUGAAGGAUCCCCGAAACGCUGGAAAAAAGUGGUUGAAUCGGAGUGUCCAGAAAAAGAAAGGUUUCCGCAGGAAUGGAAAGCUAAAAGCUCCCUCCAGAAGUUAAUAAUGAUGCGUGCCCUGCGCCCAGAUAGGAUGACGUACGCAGUGAGAAAUUUUGUGGAAGAGAAGCUUGGAACAAAAUAUACUGAAGUGCGUAAAACUGAGUUUGCAAAGUCGUUCAAAGAAAGCGGCCCAGCUUCUCCGGUCUUUUUCAUCCUUUCCCCUGGAGUCGAUCCUCUGAAAGAUGUUGAAUCCCUGGGAAAAAAGAUGGCGUUCACCAUAGACCUGGGGAAGCUGCACAAUGUGUCCCUGGGGCAAGGCCAGGAGGCUGUGGCUGAAGUGGCUCUGAAGAAGGCUUCAAAAGAGGGCCACUGGGUUAUCCUGCAGAAUAUUCACCUGGUGGCCAAGUGGUUGGGGAGCUUGGAAAAGCUGCUGGAGAAGUACAGUGAAGGGAGUCACCCCGACUACCGUGUAUUCAUGAGCGCGGAGCCAGCUCCCACCCGGCAGGAGCACAUUAUCCCCCAGGGAAUCCUGGAGAAUUCCAUCAAGAUCACCAAUGAGCCACCCACGGGUAUGCUGGCUAAUCUGCACUCUGCGCUUGACAACUUCGACCAGGAUAUUCUAGACCAAUGCUCCCGGGAGCAGGAAUUUAAGACCAUUCUUUUCUCCCUCUGCUACUUUCACGCCUGCGUUGCCGAACGGCGCAAAUUUGGACCUCAAGGUUGGAAUCGCAAGUACCCCUUUAACACCGGGGACCUGACCAUCUCUGUCAAUGUUCUGUACAACUACUUAGAAGCCAACUCACAGGUGCCGUGGGAGGACCUUCGCUAUUUGUUUGGAGAGAUCAUGUACGGGGGCCAUAUUACCGAUGACUGGGACAGACGCCUGUGUCGCACCUACCUGGAAGAGUACAUGCAACCUAACCAGUUCGAUAGAAAGUUGGCUUUAGCUCCGGGGUUUGCCGUUCCUUCAAACUUGGAUUACCAGGGCUACCAUCGGUACAUCGACGAGAUGCUGCCUCAUGAAAGCCCGGUGCAUUAUGGAUUACAUCCUAACGCAGAGAUAGAAUUCCUCACCGUCACCUCCGACAAUCUCUUCCACACACUGCUGGAGCUGCAGCCCAGAGACUCUGUUAUCGGGGAGGGAUCCUCCCAGACAGUGGAGGAGAAGGUGAAAACUAUCCUUGAUGAUAUUUUGGAAAAACUGCCAGAGGAGUACAAUAUGUCAGACAUCACCUCCAAAACAGCAGACCGCUCUCCUUAUAUAUUAGUAUGCUUUCAGGAGUGUGAACGAAUGAAUAUCCUUAUAUAUGAAAUACGACGCUCGCUGAAGGAGCUGGAUUUAGGACUCAAGGGUGAGUUGGCAAUUUCCUCAGAGAUGGAGCGACUACAGACAGCUCUUUUCUUUGAUAAUGUUCCUGACACCUGGACCAAGCUAGCAUAUCCAUCAACAUACAGUCUAGCACAGUGGUACAAUGAUGUUCUAAUGCGCUGUCGAGAGUUGGACAGCUGGACGCAAGACCUGGCUUUACCCAGCGUCGUCUGGCUCUCCGGCCUCUUCAAUCCUCAGUCCUUCCUCACAGCUGUAAUGCAAAGUUUAGCACGAAAAAACGAAUGGCCAUUAGAUAAGAUGCACCUCACUGUGGACGUAACGAAGAAGUUCAAGGAAGAAUUCAAUCAACCCGCCCGAGAAGGUGCCUACAUCUACGGCUUGUACAUGGAAGGUGCCCGGUGGGACACGCAGGGAGGGUACCUGGCCGAGGCCCGGCUCAAAGAGCUCACGCCCGGCGUGCCCGUGAUCUUCGUGAGGGCCAUCCCGAACGACAGGCAGGAGACGAGGAACAUCUACGAGUGCCCCGUUUACAAGACCAAACUGCGGGGCAACACCUACGUGUGGACCUUCCACUUGAAAACCAGAGAGCGGCCCGCCAAGUGGGUCCUUGCGGGCGUGGCUCUGCUCCUGGGUGUGUAGAGACCUCCUAGGACAGCCCUGCCCUCAAAAGUGCUUCACUGAACAGGCACCUGCUGCGGUUUUUUGAGUGGCGUGGCUCUGCGUGGAUAUGAUGAUUUGUGGUGGAAGUCAUUCAGCAAAAUUCUGCUAUACAUUAAGCAAGGCGUUGCUUUAUUUUUGAAAACAGAGCACAACAAUUUUAACAGAGUAUGAAACAGGCUUGAAAAUAAUUAAAUUCUGAUUUAUAAGAAGCUAGGUGUUGAGUCGCGUGAAUGAUUAAAAAUAUUGAAGUUCAACACUUUUUUGCCUUCUAUUACUUGUAUUUUAACUUUUCAAAACUAGCAGAAACCAUGAGCAACAGGAAACUGUAUUUCACAGGUGACAGAAAUGAAAAGGUGAGGAGGAUAGUCACUGGAAUCAUCUCUGUGCCAGCCAACUUCAAUUUGGCUUUAUUUAAUAAAAAACAACAUUUAGCGCAAUUUUAACAGGUAAAGAGUAUGAAACAGGCUUGAAAAUGAUAAGUGAGCCCUUUUGAAAUAUCUGGUUUACCCAAGAAUCUGAUAAAUCAAGAACAGAGACACUUUAAAGCGCAUCCUAACAAAAGUUUGGUCGUCAUUUCUUGUAAUCUGUUGUAAGUCACAUAAGAGAUUUAUACAAUCUAAAAAAAUGCCAUGCCGAAAUCUCACAGCUGAUCAGUAAAAAGAACUUUAUACAUUUAGAACAAUGUAAUCUAACAAUGGACACUGCAUAGCAAUUUUAUUACAAUCAAUAUU